AGGCAUUGAAAUACAGAUUGGCAAAAUGGCAGAAUAUAAAAGGAUAAGCACUUAAGUGCUAUGGAGCUAGAGGUGGGGUGAUCCAAGUACAGAGUCAAGUGCAUAGGCGAUGCCACUGAGAGGUUAAACAGGGGAAGUGAAGGUUUAGUUAGGGCAGGCCUCUUGGAGGAGAUAUGGUUAUCGUAGGACUUUGAAGAUGGGGCAAGUGUUGGGAGGGAAAGGGAGUUCCAGGCCUGAGGGAGAACCUGAGCAAGGGAUCAGCAAUAUACUUCUAUUUACACACUCUAGCAGUAGCCUGAAUUGAGCUCCCACUUGAUAUCAUGCUUGGAAAGUACAGUCAGGCAGUGCUUUGCUCCCUGCCUACAAGGAGCUUACAUGCUAUGCUCUACUGUGAAAAUAUUUAUUCAAGUAGCUAUAUUUCCAUUCUCUUACCUCCUAAAUAAAUAAUGCAGUGGCUGUUUCUGCCAUUCUGUCAUAGGCUUCUUGAGGACAGGUAUUGUCUUACCCCUUUUGUUUUACUUUCCCAAGCACUCACUGUGGUCCUUUGCAUGGAACCAAUAUCGGCUGAUUAAGCAGCAGGUGUAUUAUAAAAUUUGUUGUACUGUAAAAGAGACCAUCAGUAGUACUGCUGAAAUGUACUGGUUCAAUUCAUUUUCCAGGAGCUGAUUUCAUAGGCUAUGCCAGUAAUUACAGAAAAUGCCCAUUUUUAAUAAGUUUACUCCUUGAGCUCUUCUCAGGAAACUUGAUUUUUAUUGGCCUGGCUACAGAUGUUCUGUGACUUUAGUUUUGUUGAUGGAAAUUUCCGUGGACCAGAAGUUCGAGGGACAGGUAUGUGAAGGGAGAAAAUGAAGGGACAUUCAGUUUCCAGAGGGGGAUUCCACAACUUUGCUGCCUCCAUUUGUUAAAUUGGAAAAAGAAAUCACUGACCUAUCCCACAGAGGUAUAUAAAUGGUGAAUAAAAGUUGACUGGAAUCUAACCUGGAUCGAAGCAGCACUCAAUAUUAGUGGGAAUGGGCUUGACCUUUCUUGCAGCAGGACACUUUGAAAAUUCAUAUUUCUAGAUGUUAUAGACCUCUCCCCUUGUCAGUGCUCAGAUGUGUUAAGUAUGCAGGUGAAUAUUUUCCCGUUACCAGAAUUUGAUUGGAUUUUAUCUGAAUUAAGAUAGUAUGUAGCUUAAUAUCUGGAUGUAUGAAGUGGACUCUCACAACAUAUAGUUCACUGCUCAUCAGAGCUGUGGUCAGCACCCUAAGUUGAAGGACUUUGGUAUUAAGGGUUUUGCCCAUCAGGAUUGAAUGGAUAAAAAUAACCAGUGACCUAGAACACUUUGUGUCUUUCCCUUUUAAUCAAGUACACUAUUGUUGGAAUAGAAUUCUUUAAGGGGCAGCAGCGAAGUGGGUUUUUUUUUAAUGAGUUAAUCAUUACAGCUGGGUCUACUGUUGCAUUGCUAAUGAGGUUAUUUAGAUUUAAGUUCAGCCUCUAGUUCGGUGAAAAGGCGAUGUGUGUAGACCCGCUGAGUGACAAUCACAGAAAAAAUACUUGGUUACAGGACUCUAUAAAGAAGUCGAAACAAAAAACAAUGAUCAGUAUGGCAAACAGUUCAAAUGCACUCAGCCGGUGUUUUCAACCAAGAUUUAAAUUGUAUAAGAAUAUUAUGGAUUUUCAGUUUUUAAAUGGCUUUGGAAGGAUCUCUUGGCAAAAUGGGAAAAUAACCCCAAUUUUCCUUGUUUAUUAAGGGGUGGGGGCUUCACUAUAUAAUCUGUAUUUUUUUAGCCCGCUCUAUUUUUGAAAGCUAAUUGUAAGUAACUGUCAGUUGUAAAAGAAGACGUCCAUCUUAAUUCCCAUUGAUCUUCGUGGAUCUAAACUGUUUUGACUCCAAUCUCUAAAAUGAAAAUAACUGGGCUGAAAGUGCCAGCUACGAUCCUCUCUUGCUAAUUCUGUGAGGGUUGGCAAAGAACAGCAAGGAAGGGGCUGCGUGCAGCCCGUGCUUGUUUGUUUCAGCCUAUUCCUCUUGGCCCUUUUUUUUUUCCUUGUUUCUCCUCCUCUGCCUCUGGAAUGGUCCUUUCCAGCAGCUGAGUUCUGCUUCCCAUUGGCUGGCCCUGAAGUGGGAGGAGGCUGCCGUAUUGUUUGUCUUCUCUGGAUGAUCUCAUUCUUAUUUGUCUAGCUGCUCGGGGCUCUAAAGGAUCAUUUCAGUUUCUGCUUCCCAGGAGAGGAGGGUGGAGCAGUUUAUGGAAUAGCUUUCUCUUCCCGAAUGACUUAGCUUGGACUAGAACUCUUUCUGUAUGAAGUAACUUACGGCCGAGGAUUUUACUGUGUUUGUUUCCAACAGAGUUUCUGAGCUGGAAAAGGAAGCUUUUAAGGGACAGACUUUUGGAAAUCUCUUCUUUUGAGCUACCCUCAGCAACUGCCACAUUGCUCCAUCUAAUGUGCUACAAGGAUGAGCCCAGCAUUUGGAGCCAUGGAAGUGGAGCAUUAUGCAAAUGGGGUCCUGCUCGAACCUUUUGUCCAUCAGGUUGGGGGUCACUCCUGUGUCCUCCGGUUUAAUGACAAAACCAUCUGUAAGCCCCUCAUCCAGAGGGAACACCAGUUCUAUGAGACUCUCCCAGGAGAAAUGCGUAAAUUUACUCCCCAGUAUAAAGGUGUGGUAUCAGUAAGCUUUGAAGAGGAUGAAGUUGGAAAUUUGUGUUUAAUAGCAUAUCCAUUAAAAGGGGACCAUGGUAAAUUGGACAGUAUAGAUAAUUCAGACUGCGAACCCAAAAAUAAGCUAUUGAGGUGGACUAACAAAAAGACUCUCUUAUUAGAAAAUGAAAAGAUCACCAAGGAGUGGGUCCGACAACACAGAAAAGAGGAGAAAAUGAAAAGUCAUAAAUUAGAAGAAUUUGAGUGGCUAAAGAAAUCUGAAGUUUUAUACUACAGCGUAGAAAAAAAGGGGACUAUAAGUUCACAGUUUAAACAUCACAAUCCUUGGAGUAUGCAGUGUCACCAGCAGCAGUUACAGCGAAUGAAGGAAAAUGCAAAGCAUCGAAACCAAUAUAAAUUUAUCUUACUGGAAAAUUUAACCUCUCGAUAUGAGGUGCCCUGUGUCCUGGACCUAAAGAUGGGGACCCGGCAACACGGAGAUGAUGCCUCUGAGGAAAAAAAAGCAAAUCAGAUACGGAAGUGCCAGCAGAGCACUUCUGCAGUUAUUGGGGUCCGAGUUUGUGGCAUGCAGGUAUACCAGAUGGGCAGUGGCCAGCUAAUGUUCAUGAACAAGUACCAUGGGAGGAAACUUUCAGUUCAAGGUUUUAAAGAAGCACUUUAUCAGUUCUUUCAUAAUGGCAAGCAUCUUCGUCGAGAACUCUUUGAACCUGUUAUUAAAAAAUUGACUGAAUUAAAGUCAGUAUUAGAAACCCAGGAAUCCUACCGCUUCUAUUCAAGCUCUCUUCUCAUCAUUUAUGAUGGCAAAGAGUUGCAGGAGGUUGCUGUGGAUUCAGAUCUUGAGGACCUGUCAGAAGAGUCAUCAGAUGAAUCAGCAGGUGCAUUUGCCUACAAGCCUCGGGCUAGCACCGUGGACAUUCGUAUGAUAGACUUCGCUCAUACGACUUGUAAAUACUAUGGGGAAGAUAGUGUUGUACAUGAGGGUCAAGAUACAGGUUACAUUUUUGGGCUCCAGAGCUUAAUAGAUAUUAUUACAGAAAUAAGUGAUGAGAAUGGGGAAUAAAUGGUUAAAUGUGCACCUGUUUAUAAAAGCACUAUUGUGACUUUGUAAUACAAAAUUAUUAGCCACUUUAUGGUGGUAAAACUCUGGAGCAGUUCAAGGGGACUGGUUCAGAAGAGGCAUUUACCUACAGGGUGCUGGAGCUAGCACUAGCAAAUCUGAGGCUUUAUUUAUUUUAAGUAUUUCUUAAAACAUUCCAUAUUUGUUGAUACAGAUACCUCUUUCUCAUUGUGUGUUUAUGUUCUAAUAAAAUUUUUUUUGUUCAUUAUAAACAAUACAA
Molecule: messenger RNA, 3974 nt
Organism: Ornithorhynchus anatinus (platypus)
Lineage: Eukaryota; Metazoa; Chordata; Mammalia; Monotremata; Ornithorhynchidae
Gene: IP6K2
Product: inositol hexakisphosphate kinase 2
Exons: 5
Coding region: 2435-3697 (420 amino acids)
Biological process (GO): inositol phosphate biosynthetic process; phosphatidylinositol phosphate biosynthetic process
Cellular component (GO): nucleus; cytoplasm
Molecular function (GO): inositol hexakisphosphate kinase activity
Source: RefSeq, a predicted model, not a curated record